Exophiala dermatitidis NIH/UT8656 is the source of this 1773-nucleotide messenger RNA. RefSeq lists its product as uncharacterized. Lineage: Eukaryota; Fungi; Ascomycota; Eurotiomycetes; Chaetothyriales; Herpotrichiellaceae. The coding region runs from base 1 to 1773 and encodes 590 amino acids. The transcript has 2 exons. The record is from RefSeq and is a predicted model, not a curated record.
AUGCACCGAGCAUUAUCACUGUCGGCGCUGCUGACACUGGUCCUGGCCACGGUGUUGCCAGUGGCCGCCUACCGACCGGUCCAGUUCGUCAAACACACAGGCGAGUCAGGACGGGCGGACCAAGCAUUCAGCAUUGUCAACUACUACAACGAAACGACACAGCAAUCAGAUCUAUAUGUUCGAAUGCAAGCGUUUCGCUAUGAAUCGUCGGCCAAAGGCUGGGCGGCACUGGGUCUGGGCCCCGAAAUGAAAGGUGCCCUCAUGUUCAUCAUCUACGGCGAUCCCGCUGCACCGGACGCGUCCAUGACCCUGACUGUGCGGACGGCCGAUGGCCAUCAUCCGCCACGACCGCUGGACGAAAUGAAGGAAUUCUACAGCGGUGAGGUGCCCGAUGUCGACGUGGCCACGGCCCAUUUCGAGCCGUAUACGGGGGAAUUCUUCCAUCCGGACCUGAAGCAGAAACCGUCCCAUUUGGGCGUUGCUGAGUUUGUCGUCCGUGGAUAUAAUCGAUGGACGGCCCCGGCGCUGGGCGUCUCCAACGAUACCACCAACCAGGCCAUGAUCUGGAGCAGCAACUUCAAGCAAGACUUUGGCGGUGAUUUUGGGGCGAUCCGAAAUAUCGACAUGCAUCAGUUUGGUCUGGGGUUUGGGUUUUUGUGGACUGAUGUGCGCAACGCGCUGUCGCCGAUUCCGUUCUUUGCCCCGAUCAAGGAUACACAAGGCCACAAGGGCGUCAGUGAGACUGGAGAUCCUCCGGCCCCAACGAGCGACGAGUUGGCUAUCGGUGAGGGCAUUCUGAUCGAACAGCAGCAGGACUUUGGGCAGAAGGAAGACGGCUUCGACAAGGCUGCUGCUGCUGGGGCGGCCGCCGGUGCCGCUGCUGGUGCCGCAGCUGGAGUUGCCGAUGAUAAGACCACCGACAACUUGAACGACGGAAACAAAGUCGAGGAGCCGGUCAAGACGCCUAAACAGUGGAAUAUUCGGUCAUUGAUGUGGCACAUCCACGGCAUCCUAAUGACCCUAUCAUUCCUAAUCCUCUACCCACUCGGGGUCUACUUCCUCCGCUCCGGCCGCAGCACCGCAUUCAACCUCCACUGGACAAUCAACUCCUUAGCCAGUGUAUCCGUCGGCAUCGGCGCGGUCGUCGGAUUCGUCAACUCGCGGCGCAUUUCCCUGGUUCAUCAAUACCUAGGUAUAUUGCUCGUGUGCGCCUUGGCCGUGCAGACCGUCCUAGGUUGGCGCCACCACAUCAUUUACAUUUCGUACAUCUCACUCCGUCGCAAUGGCGGCACCACUACGACUUGGAUGGCCAAAGUGCACGUGUGGCUGGGUCGCGUCGUCCUGCCUUUGGGAAUGUUAAACGUCGUUUCGGGUCUGUUGCUACGCCACUACGGCUGGUUCACGGUCGCGGCGGCGAUUAUGCUUGCGGCAUUGGAAAUCGUGGUUCUGGCACUUGUGGUGGUGCGUGCGCGCCGUAGGGCGGGUAAUCUUGCUGCGGCGGCGGCGGCAGGGGUGAAUGGUCAUAAAUUGGGGCCAAUUGGUGGUGGUGGUGCUGGUAACGGAGAGCGUUCUGCUGCUGAUGAGGCGGAGGAGUAUUUCCAGCUUACGGCGGAUGAUGAUGAGUUUACUGAUGAGGAGGAGGGUGUGGGCGCUGAUGAAGAACAAGGGAGAGGGAAGGAUGCAGCUGCAGCGCAAGCCGCUCGCGAGAGGGAAGAGCAGGAGGAGAAGAAGAGGGAGCAGCAGAGACGGUUGGCGAGGUUGGAUAAGAUUUAG